Messenger RNA from Gryllus bimaculatus (two-spotted cricket), 14868 nucleotides. NCBI's taxonomy places the organism in Eukaryota, Metazoa, Arthropoda, Insecta, Orthoptera, Gryllidae. The record is from the annotation of a GenBank genome assembly.
UAUCAUUUAGGACUUCCUGGAAACCCAAUAUUGUUGGGGUUGCGGCUUUGUACGGAACAGUAGUGGUGGGGACACUGAAGGCGGCUAGCUUGAAAUCGUGGAAGGAGGGAUUGGAUCCGCAAUGAAGGAAAUACGGAAGUCGAUGAACCCGCGGAAAGGAAAGUUGCCAAAGAGGCGUGAUGUUGCUUAAUAGAGGUGUUUACUGGAGCGAUUCUAGAACGACGGUCGUUCACCCUGUGAUGUGAAUGGAACGAUUCCGUGUCUGCUCGGGAGUAGAUAUUGAUUGAAACAGCUGACAGGAGAGCGGGCGCGCAGCGCGUGUCUGGAGAUAUUUCCUUGAGGCUGUCAGGUUUGUUGAGAAAGGAGUGUGAGUAUGUGGGAAGUAGACUGUUUUUAUGGGGUGCGAUCAAUAGUGAGUCCCCAUUGAUUGUCCGUUUCAUCUUGUAGCCUCGAUUUGUUCCCAUUUCGCCUUCUACGGCGCUUCUGACAAGCGAAGAUUCCCAACUACUGUGUCCCGGGUUCAGUGCUUCCCCUUUCCAAAAAAAAAUCGUAUUGCUUCGUGCCAUGGUCCGCCCUCUAUCGCAUGUUGAUAUGUGUUAUGUAAUAGCUUCCCUGGCCGAUGUUACAGAUGAGCUUAGCUGAUGGUGUAGUGUUUUUUCUGAAAUGGAAGCACUUAAGAACGAUGCCUUAAUAGGAGAGGUUAUGUCACGCAUGUAUUAAGAUUAGGAACAAGUCCAUUUUCAGAGUACAGUGCAUUUUGUGAAGACAUCAUUUAUGCUGCUACCUUUGCUGUGGCUGUACUCUUGCUCACUGCCAAAAGAAGAGAAGCAGAUGCUAUUGUAGCCCAUCUCUUGGGUGUGUUGCUGGGGUCAGGGUGAGGGCAAGGGCAUGGCUGCCAAGAUGCCAGAACUGAACUACUCCUGUGAGAUUUGUGGGGUGGAGGGGCUGAACGAUGAAGAAAUGCGUUCUCAUAUGGUUGUGUUCCACCUGGAAGGUGCUGCUUCCUGUCCCUUUUGUGAUUUGGGUGAUGUAUCAGCAGAAGAGAUGCUGAUGCAUGUGAACAGUGCACAUUUGGACUAUCUUACUCCCGAACAAGAACUGCUGGCGUUUAUUGAUGAUGAGGUGGAUGAGGAAGAGACAUUAGAUCGUGUUAGUGAUGUGAAACAAUCUUCAACACCGGCUUGGUCUUCAACUCCAACACCAAGAACUCCUAGCUCAAGUUCCCAAGGACGUUCCUGGAAUCGUAACCACAACAAUAACAACAAUAAUAAUAAUAACAACAAUGCAUGGGAAUCUGGGAGUUCUUGUUUACCAGGAUUGGCACCAUCUGUGGGCGGAGCCUCUGAAGCGAGUUCAGGGUCUCCAUCUCGAUCCCAACUUGCGCUCAACCUGCGGCCACCAGUGGUAGCCCCUGGCCUGCGACCAUCUGCCGGUACACCUCAACAAUGUCCCCUUUGUCAGCACACCAGCAACGACCCUUUACGACUAGAAGAGCAUAUCAACCGACAGCAUUUUGACCUGACUAGUCCAUCGUUCCCCGCUGGAAGUAGUCCAGGGGCACGAAGCGAUGCCUCGUACAACUGCCCUCUCUGUGUUCGCUCCUUCCAGAACAGUCCAGAUCUGGAAUUGCAUGUCAACAUUGAACACAAGGACAUUCUCAGUCCAGCCAAGCCUAGCACCGCUGCAACUGUAACAGGUGAGCCAUGGACUGAUGCUUGUCCAGUUUGUUCCAUGGCAAACUUCUCUUCAAGUCAAGAAAUGGCAUCUCAUAUUGAGGAACAUUUCAAUCAAAAAGAUGGUAUUCAAGGUGCUUCGCCUGCCACUCCUGACGUCUCCUGUGAUCGCAUGCUGGCAUGCGAGAUGGAGAAGCGUGAAAGGGAGGUGCGGCGUUUGCGGGAGCAGCGCGAGUUUGAAAUGCUGAGAGCCCAGUAUGGCAUGGACAACCAAGGCAACUUUCGGGAGCAGAGUCUUACCAACAUGCAGAAGGCUGUGUAUGCUGGUGAGAUGUCUGUCGCCGACUAUUAUGAACGCCAGAUUGAGCUGCGGGCAGCUGAGAGUAAUGGCGUUGAUGAUGGAAGCUCUUGUACCAAAGGGCUGGUUGCUAAGGUCCGAGCCAUUAGUGGAAACUCACCAAAUGUAGUCCGUGUUCUUACUUGUACCACCGUGGACCACUAUGCUUCCACAUAUGGGGAUAAAGGUUGGGGGUGUGGAUACAGGAACAUGCAAAUGAUGCUGUCAUCUCUUCUUCACCACACGGGUUACAACGAACAGUUGUACCGGCCAGCGGGGGGUUCCAGCAGCAGCAGCCAACGCGCAGGCGCGAGUGGUUUGCUGGAUGCCGGUCCAAGUCGGUCCGCCAUGCCCUCCAUAGGCCGGUUGCAGCAACAUGUGGAGUGGGCAUGGGCACAGGGCUUUGAUGUCCAGGGCUGCGAUCAACUGGGUGGGCGCCUCUUCAAUACACGGAAAUGGAUCGGUGCUACUGAAGUGGUAACUGUGCUGUCUUCUUUGCACAUACGGUGCCAGUUGGUUGAUUUUCACCGGCCUACUGGUGUUGAUGGUAGUCAUCCAGCACUUUUCAAUUGGGUGUUUGAAUAUUUUGAUCGAAGUGAUGAUUUCAAACCACCUCUCUACCUUCAGCAUCAAGGGCACAGCCGCACCAUCGUCGGCGUGGAACAGCAUAAGGAUGGGACGUUAGUGCUGCUGGUGUUGGAUCCUAGUCACAGUCCAGCGCAGAUGCAGCAGCUUCGGAACACAGCCACCGGACCCGCCGCAAUGCGUCUCAUCCGCAAAACCCUGGCCGCGAUGAAAGCACGUCAGUACCAGCUUGUGGCGGUGGCAGGUCUCAUGGACUCUGAACUGGAGUUUCAGCAAAGCAAAAUACUACGUUCCAUCAGGGUGCCGCAAGAUCGAUGAUAGUGCAGAGCGUCGCCUUGUGCCCACUCACUUUGUCAGCUGUCCCACUGCAGGUUUGAGUUUUGUUUCCCAGUUCACCCACUCUCCACCGAUAACUCAGCAAAUCUACAUACUCCUCUUAUUACUACCCAGCCACUCUGCAGCCGGAAGACAUUGCUGCGAACCACACUCGCUGCUGCUGUUAGUUAUUCAGUUUUCCCCCCCGUCGGCCCAACGUCUCGCUGCUGUCUGUGGGGCCUGGACGAGAAGCUCUUAAACCCCCACAUGGGAGAGUAUGGGAGCAGGCUUUUGCUGAGUGUAUCUGCUCUCACAUCUUUACUACGAUGAAAUACAGCGCUCAAUGCUGUGGGUUUUCUGUUACGGUCUUAAGUUAAUGUCGCUUGAUGUUAUAUAUGCUUGCCAAAAGAAUUUCAUAAAACUGACAACUGGCUGUGUGUGCAUUUUUCUUUGUUAUCAUGUAAAUGAUGCACUUAAAAAUUGUGAUCUCAAUGUGUAUUUUUUUUUUUUUUAUUUAGAAAUUUAUAGAUAUUUUGAUGAAUUCUGUGAUAUUUCACUGUACGUUUUUCUUUCAUUUUAUUAGAAAGCAGAACUGGUGUUUUUGUAGAUUUUUUUUUCCUUUUUUAUGUUUUAUUUUGUUGUGUUUUUGGGAUGUUAUUUCCAUAUCAUCAUACUUUAAUUAAAGCAAGCUGUUAUCUAUGCGUUUUUCUGAAGGUUUGUUGACAUGUUUUGAGAGCAUGAAACUGAAAUUUGUCCUGCAUUUGAAUAUGAAGUUUUUGUUUAUUUACUUUACUUUAAGUGUAUUUGUGUUAUUAAUCCAAAUUAUUCCAAACCCAAUGUGUGUCUUUAAAUCUUGUUGUGGGAGCAAUUAGCCAAACCUCACAGACCACCUGUAGCUCUAAGCACUAGACAAACAUCGUACAAAUUAAUUUUCAAAAGCUAAUCUAGAUACCGUAUUUAAUAGUAUUCUAUACUGUUGAGUCAUUAUAAUUUUCAUUUAGAGAUUUUGAGGCUCCUUAAAAUUACACUUUAGCCAAGCGUAAUAUAAUAGGCAAAAGAGAAAAGAGACAGUUGUCUCGCACGUUGAACCAAAAACUUGGAUAGAGAAUAAUUGAUCUCAGUCACAUCAUCGAGAACUUCCAUUGACUGCCAUGAUGAAUAGAUAGAUUAAACUGCUUUAUUUCUAUGUGGUUUCUCUGGCUAGCAGAGUUCUAGUUGCAAUGGUUUCUGCCAAAGGUAUAGAGAUAGUUUCUCCCUGAAAAACGGCACUUCAAACACCUGCUACCAGAGGUAUUGUCAUGCAGCCCUGCAAUACUUGACUCUGUGGUCAGACUGUUUUAGUUACAAGAAACAAUUUGUUAUCCUCUAUCAAUGUACAUACAGUGGACUCUUGUUACAGUUAAUGAGUUUUUAAUAUUCUCUUCUGCAGAAACUGCCCAAUCACAAGCUACCGUGUUCUGUCACUUAGAAUUGAACAUUAUCACACCACCAUUUUUGGUGUAUUUAUCUGUUAGGAAGAGUAGCACAAACUUACAUGUGAGAAUAAUUGUAUAAAAGCAGAAGAGAAUCAUUGACGCCUUUUAUAUAGGAACUAAGUGCAGGGUAGAUAUUGCUAGGUUUAAUCAUUGCAUGAAUUAUAAGACUCAUCCCAGAGGAGAUGCAUUUGUGGGUGCAAGAAAACACACCAUGUUACCUUUUGUAUCCCUCUGCACAACACUUGCAUUUUGCACUCACACAUGCUCUUCGCUUAACCCCUGUUCUAAUUCACUCAUCGUAAUAGGCUCAAGCAAUACAAUUUGUACAUGCAACGAGAUGUUUCAGGGUAGGUACUCCGUAAGUGGUGGACGCGGUGAGCAAGGUUCCUCACAUAAACGUGCAAUUUGUUUGGGAAUGAUGCUCAUGUAACCCAGAUAAGAAAUAAGUUUUAGUGCAAGUCGGUAGCAAAUGUCCUUUUGCUGGCAGAAAUGUAGGUUAUAAAUUUGCCUCAAAACUUUAAAAUCGUGUAAUAGUUGUGGAACAACUUCAGUUAUGUUAAGCAGUUUUCUAUCACCAAAUGCUUUUUGAAAAGUACUCUUAAUUUUUGGUGUGCUCCUUUUAAUAGGACUUCAAGAGAUUUUCUGAAUUAAUCUUCGGGUCAUGAAAUAUCCAUAGAUUGCAUGCUUUAAUAGGAAACUGUGGGUACUUUUAAAAUAUAAACUUAAACAGUUGUUAUUGUACCUUGAGAUUUACUGCUUAGCAUAAUGCUUGUUUCUCACAGCUUUCCCCCUCCCCCCUGCCAUCUCUAUUCUUGCAAGUAUGCAUGAAUUGGCUAACAAAUCUGACACCAUCUAGACAUAGUAUAUUCUCACCCAGUAAAAGUAGCGGGUUUAUGAUUCUUGAUAUUUCUGAAUCUAUAAUGCCAAGCUGUAUUUUCUAAAUUAAAUUUUUACCUUAUGACUCUUUAAUGUAUCUGUUGUAUCCAAUGUGAUAUCGGCUUUCGUUGUAAAUCUGUUCAGUGUUUGUGUUCUUGGUCUCAGCGAAUGUGUUUAAAGGGCUGUAAUUGUGCCUUGCUAGGACUUAAGAGAGUCUUUAACAAACGAUUUUUAUGAGACAUAUAUACUGAACAUAAUGUUUCACUAUUAAGAGUUUUAUCCAUUUGUGUUAUUUGUUGCAAUAAAAUUGUGCAUCAGAUUCCUUUCAUUUGAGCAUUUUGAAAAGUAUAAUCCUUCAAAUGUUGUGUUUAAUCAUCUAAAACCAUUAAUAUUACAAAAUCUAAAGUCUAUUGCCUCAACCGAAAAGUUUGUAUUAUCCAUUAUUUUACCUAAGCAAGGUACAGAACAAAGUGAGAAGUUCACCGCAGGUAUGACUCAAAGGAGAAUUGUGUUCAGUGUGUUUGUUGUGAGAUAUUUAUAGAUUGAUUUAGCUGAACAGUGAAAUCAGAAAAGUUGCAAGGCUUACAACCCCUAGAUUGUUGGGCAUUGUUUCCAAGCCUGAGGCACUUGGCUUGUCACUAGUAAGGACUCUUGCACUAUUUACCAAAGGAGUCCAGACAUCCUUCUUUAAAUAGCCUCUGUCCAAUCAGCAAAGAGGUUUCUUCCAAACAGUGAAUUUAAACUCAACUUGUGCAUUUCAUGGGGCCAAGGAUGGAAGCAAUGGUAUCGCAAUCGCUCUUGAUCGUCUCUGCAGUUACUGCAAAAGUAGCGAUCAAAUUUUUGUAGAUUGCUUGCUCACCUUUCUCCCUGAUUAUUGUAUGAUUGAAAUGACAGAACAUAGUAUGUGCAGUUUUCCUCUUGAAUACAAGCUUUUUUCCUCUGUGCCUUAUGAACAAAUUGGAAUAAUUAUUAUCGUUCAUUGUGAACACCAUGUCAAAAUAAUGUUGAACUGUUUCAUAUUUUGGUAUUGUGCAAGCUGUGGGCAGUUCGUCCAGGCUAGUGUUGUAACUUGGUAUGUUUUAGUACCUCUCCUAAUAUCUGACCUUGCUAGUUUGUGUAAUUUCGUUGUAUACCAAAGCUACAUUAGCAUCAGUAGUGGUGCAAAAUGUAAAGAGCCCUGUUCAUCAAUAGCCUCACCCCUUACAAGAAUCACUCAGAAGUAAUAUGUACUAAAAUAUUACAUUAUUGUUAAAUUUAUUUGCGUUGCUAGAACCAUUGAGACUAAAUUAUUUGGUAGAAUUGUGAAUUAUUGUAGAUGUACAUGGCUCUUCAGCUUUAAUUUAUCUUUAGUGUUACGAUUUUAAUGUUCUUUUUUAUGUAUAUAUCUUUUUUUUUUAAUUUAUCAAUAUAAUGUAUUGCUUCCUCCCCUUCUCUUGGAGUGUCCAGAUUCUGCAAUAUUCAGGAUUUUCAUAAAUUUGAAACCUACAUAUUCAAUAAUAUUUCUAUCAAGUUGUGUUCAUAACUACUCUAAAAUAAAUUUAAAUCAUUGUAUAUUUUUCACUUUAUCUCAAAGAGAAAUUAACUUGUUCACAAAAGCUACUCUGGGAAAGCAAAUAUUUCACUUUUUCAUGCCAGUCCUUAUAGAUCUAGUCAUUUGUGCUACGGAACACCAUCACAAUUAUUCCUGGAUGUUUUUUUUAAUUUUUAGGACAUCAGCUUUUACAGUUAAGCUUUCCUGUACUGUUGACAAUUUCCACUGUGUACAAUAUAUUGAUUUUCAUUACUCCAACACAAACUCAGGUUACAUUUGAAAUCAAAGCAAUUGUAUAGAAGCAAAAAAAUAACUGUUGUAACUGAAAAUGUUUUUGUCUUUGUCAAGUCUGUUGACCUUUAAUACCCCCUGAGAACUGUUCAUGUUAUAUUUCGAUGAUGAAACAUUUCCUCAAGUUGCAAUUUCAAAUUUGCUUCAUGCAAUGUAAUCUCCUAAUUUCCUUGCAAUAAUGUCAAAUGAAAAUGAAGUAUGGGUUGGCGGUGUUAAGAACCAACAUCAGCCAAUUUCUCAGUUCCGCAUAUCUCCAUUGCAUUGAUCAGUUCACAUCAACUGGCACAACAGGUAUUGGGAAUCUGCUUUUCUCAUGAGAAAGGUUGAGACGACAGGGAAAAAAGGAAAUUACUGGAAUAGAUAUUUUUAUAAGCUUCAAAACACCAAGAGAGAAGAAAAUGUGUUGAUAUCUUGUGUUGAAUUUAUUUAAGAGAUUUUAUACAUCAGUGAUUUGUCAGAAAAUAAAUUAGGUAUUUCUGCUUGCACAGACUCAAAUGAAAUGAAGCAUACAACUGAGACAUUACAAUGAGAGGCUGUAAUACUAAUUACAAAUCACAAAACAGGGGAAUCGUGUAACGCCAACAGUUCUCUGUUAACAAUCCUACAAUGUAAAAUUGUGUGCUGACACACAACCUAUCAGUUUAAAUAAAUAUACAAGAAGAAAUUUGUCUUUCAUUUCCUUGUAAAUACUGCAAUAACUUAACAUUACUACCCCACUACAAAACUGUACAUGACUGUCUUUGAAGAGUAUUUGACUGGUUCAUAUAGAGAAUGAGAACAUCAAACAUUAAAGCCAUGCCGCCUCAUACAUUCUUUAUGUGCUUCAAUGUAGUUCUUGCAAUUCGCUUCCCCGUUUUCGAUGAUACUGGCAUCUCUCGCUUUUUUCGUUUCUGGACAUGCACAACAAGGUUUUAAUUUCUUUCCGUCAGAUGAAACGGGAGUGACAACCGCAGUCUCGGUCUUACUGCUUCCACUACCCAUCUUUACUCCAAGCGAAUUUGAUUUCCUUUAUUACGAAACUAUCUAUACACUUGCCUUUGAGACCUAUGUUGUCUCAGCCAGAUUCCCGUUCGCUCGGGUGACGAAUAACCACGCGACCUUGCACACUGUGCGUCAAUGCCAAGUUAUAGCAAUAGCAUUGGGCCAGGUAGGACAAAGAUAUGAUUCACCAGACGAGCACAUGCGCGAAUAUACCGGAGGAGAGCCGUAUCUCUUUAUUCCAUGAGAGAGGCUAAUCUGGUUAAUGGAGGAUUUGCCAUUUGAAGGACUACAUACGUACCGCGCUCUUGAAGACAAUCGCCGCAUCAGGAUCGAGCGUUCCAGUUCCGUAAUUCUGUGUUUCUGUCACAGGUGACGCAGGGUUGCGAUUCGCUUCCGAAACUGGUUAUCGUAAUAAAAGAACACGCCGCAGUGCGGAGGCGGCAAGGUGAAGCGGCAUUGAGAAGAAACUGGCAUCAUGACAAAUGAACCCACCCUCCCCGUGAACUUGUAGCGCUAAAAAAAGAGGAAAGGAGCGAGCCUGCAACCAUGGCUACACCGUACGUGAUGUCCAAAGUGCCCACGUGCUACUACCCGUGCGAUGCGGAAACGGACCUGCCGGAGUGUUGCAAGGAAGCGUCGUCGAAACCGCGGUACGCCUACUGGUGCUCCGCGUGUAAAGUGGAGCCGGGCGGCGGCGGCCACCAUGGCACGGCGGCGGCGCGGCGGCGGCGCAGCCUCAGCGAGACGGCCGAACCCGCGGACCCCCUGCGCGAGCAGAACCACCGGGCCGACCACUGGAAGCGGCCCGUCAAGGAGUACGGCGACGGCGCGCUGCACGGGGGCUGCGCGGCGUACCAGCCGUCGCUGCGGCCCUACGACACGGAGUACGUGGAGGAGGCCCUGCCCGGGGAGGCGGGGCGCGUGGGCGCGGGGGCGUGCCCGUCGAAGCGGCCCAAGGAGCGCCUGCUGCCGCUGCCCUUCUGCUCCAUGGCCACCGACUACGAGCCCGAGGUGGUGACGACGCCCGGCGCGUCGGCCGCCGUGGCCAGCGCCGCCGGCGGCAACCACCCCCACCCGCACCACGCGCCCGCCCCCGCGCCGCGCCGCCUGGAGGUGUGCGCGCAGACGCUGCUCAUCGAGGGCCCCUACUCCGCGCCGCGCGCCGCGCCCCCGCACGCCCACCCGCCCGUCCAGCCGACGCCGCAGCAGCAGCUGGUGGGGCGGCGACGCGCGCUCUCCAGGUACACACCUGAGGUGGAGGCGCUACGUUCUCGGCUCCGAGAACUCCGAGGAGCUGUUCCCGCUGGUGGCAACAGUACUGGAGUUGGAGUUAGCAGCACUUUGUCAGAGGGCAAGCGUCUGCGCCAGCGAAGCGAGUCUGACCCAGGCCACGGGUGCCUGAGUAGCGCCGCAGUAGCAGCUGCUGCAGACGCUGUGCGACGCCUACAGCAGGUGGUAGCUUCAACAACUGGCCAUGCAAAUGUCAUGUCUGCGGCUGCUCGUGCUCUUGUAUCGCCAAAUGGUCCAGGGGGGGGUUGUGCAGCCACAACCUGUGACGCUCGGGAGGCAAAGAGAGCCAGAGAUGCAUCCCCUGUUCCACCUGAACUCCCACCCAGCGCUUUGGAGAAGCAUAGACCUGUUGUGGCACACAGCCCUACCAGAAUUGCCCAUUGCAGAGCUUUUCACAAAACUAAAGGGGCAAGUCGUGUCCUUCGCCGUGGCGAUUCAUCAGAAUCAGAUUAUGACGAUCAGACACCAGAUAGUGGGGCAGUUGUUGACUGCAAGGAUGUUCCACAAGAGGAUAGUGAAGAAGUGGACCAUGUGCAUUGUUACGAAUGCAUCCAAUUUGCUGCAGAUGACGCCCGAUCCGUAAUGAGCAGCUUGACCACGGCUUCGUCCAGCGACUCUGCCUCUCCGUCAUUAGUGGGAGAGACCCUAGGUUCCAUAUCCUUAAGUGACACUGGAUUGUCAUCGAGAAUCACCACCCCACACGCUCCCAUCAAACCAGUCACUCCACCCCGGCCCCCAAUGGCUGCUUCCUCCUUUAUAGUACGUCGCAAGGGAGAUCUUCCGCGGUCUUUGCGGAGUAGUUUGUUUUCUCAUGUGCCUCCAUUUAUUCGGUUCUCAAUGCAUGAUGCAAAAGGAGAGCCUCUUCCCCCAGAAGUGUCUUCAAUCCUCAAAUGGAAACUUAGUACCAUCACACCAGUGGUGGUGCGCCGAACUCUUGUCAAUUCAGGGUUUCGCCUCGUGCGAAAGUCAAACGAAUGGAGUGGAACAUGGGGCAAGCACAUGAAAAGCCUGUGUUUCCGGACUCUGAAGGAAUUCCAGAAAAUCAAUCACUUCCCUGGGACUUUCCAAAUAGGACGCAAGGACCGCUUAUGGAAGAACUUGUAUCGGCUCAUGACAAAAUUUGGUCGCAAAGAAUUUGGUUUUAUCCCACGCACUUACGUUUUGCCCCAAGACAGCAAACUUUUGCGUCAAGCAUGGGAGAAAAAUUGCGGAAAAGAAAAAUGGAUUAUCAAGCCUCCAGCAUCUGCUCGAGGCACAGGUAUUAAAGUAAUCCAUCGUUGGGCACAGAUACCCAAAAAGCGCCCCCUUGUGGUACAGAAGUACAUAGCUGAUCCUUACCUCAUCAAUGGCAGCAAAUUUGAUUUGAGACUGUAUGUGUUAGUUACCAGUAUGAAUCCAAUGAGAGUGUAUAUUUAUGACGAUGGUCUGGUGAGAUUUGCUUCAGUAAAAUACUCAGGUGAUAUGGCUACUCUUAGUGACAGGUACAUGCAUCUCACAAAUUACAGCAUUAACAAACUGAGUAGUAUGUACACUCAAAAUGAAGAUGCGUCUGCAUGCCAAGGUCACAAAUGGACAGUGAAAACGCUGUGGAGCUACAUGGAAAAGCUCGGGGUUGAUGUUAAUCGGCUUUGGGACAAUUUGGUUGAUCUUUGCAUCAAAACAGUAAUAUCUGGAGAACCUUCUAUUAGUCAGUUGACCAGAUCCAAUUUACCAUCACGGUACUGCAGCUAUGAACUCUUUGGAAUUGAUGUGCUUUUAGAUGAGCAUCUCAAACCUUGGCUUUUAGAGGUAAACAUAUCACCCUCGUUGCAUUCAGCUUCACCCCUGGAUUUAGCUGUGAAAGGUCCGCUGGUGCGAGAUCUCAUGAACCUGGCAGGCUACCAUGUGCCAAACAAACUGGUAACUUCCCAGGUGGAAGAACUCCUCACACAGUUCGGUGUGCCCAGAGACAGGAUCUCUUCGCUGUGUUUUGAUAGGCGCCUGUACACUACUCUGUUGGGUCCAGAAGAACGGCAGAAACAUCAUAUGUUCCAAGCCUAUACUGAACGAGAAGAAUAUCUUGCAGAUAUUCUGGAAAAACUUACUCCAGAUGAUGUGAGACAUCUCAUUCAAGCAGAAGACGAAUUGACUCAGGCUGGCCGUUUCAUUCGGAUCUUCCCCACACCUGAUACACAUCUGUACUUGGAAUAUUUUGAGUCUCCGAGCUACUACAAUCGUCUCUUUGAUGCUUGGGAAACAAAAUAUCAUAUGAAUCGUCAAGAGGGGAUUGAGAGACUGGAGUAUCUGUGUCGCAAAAAACAUCAUCUUAAUGUUCCUCCUGUUAAUGCCACUGCCAAGUUCUCUGUCAGUCAGCAAGUCCUCCCUGCCGAAGAAGGAAUGGACGACAUGGGUUUAGGGUUGGAAAAGACGUCCACUGAAGACAUGACAACAACAACCGAAAGGAAGGUCCUGACCCUGUCGUCGGUGGCGCUGUACCGGGCGGCGCGGCCGCGCUCGGGCAAGCUGGGCGUGGUCCUGAAGCCGUUCCCGCGCUCCAGCUACGUGUCCCGCAAGCCGCGCACCUCGGCGCCCGCCCUCGCCCCCACCCCGGCGUCCACGCCACCAGCCACCGCCAGCGCCGAGGACAGGGGCGGCGGGGACGGAGACGGCGCCGGCGCCGGCGGCGACUCGCCGCCCCCUCGCCGGCCCCGCCCGCGCUUCCGCCCCGCGCGCAGGAUCUCGUCCGACUCCAACACGCCGCCCCCGCCCUCGACCCGUCAACGCUCGCCCUCCCCAGCGCCCUCGCCCUCCCCAGCGCCCUCGCUCUCCCCAGCGCCCUCGCCCUCGCCCACGCCCUCACCCGCGCCAUCUCCAGCGCCCUCGGCCUCGCCCUCGCCGCUCGCCGCCGGCGACGCCGGCCUCGACUCGGCCGACGCCCAACCGCUCCUCCAGCAGCAGCAGCAGCCACCGCCGAUGGGGCGGGGCGAGCGGGCCGCCUGCCCCUGCUAGCCCUUCCCACUGCCCGCCACAUGCCUCUGCCCAGUGUCAUGACGGCGGCCCCGCCCCCUACCUUGGACAGUGCUCGUUUUUCCUCUAUUUGAUCUAUUUCCCUUCCUUCUCUUCUUCAGCGAGCUUGAACAUUGAAGCCUCCCUCUUCCUCCACCCUCCACCCCACCCUGUUUCUUCUGUGUGUGUGUGCAAUGAUGUCGAUCUCCCUAUCUGAUAGAUUGCUGCUGUGUGUUGUAUUGGAAUAAAAAAGAAAGAUGGUUGGAAAAAAAGAACCUACCAAACAAACAAAACAAAGAAAGUGUUGUCACAUUCCAGAUUAAUAUUUAUUUUUAGAUGAAAAAAUCGUAAAUUUGUGAUGUUCACAUCAGAAAUCCGCGCCUGUGGGGUAAACUUCCAUGCUGAUUGGCCUAAUAAGGAAAUAUGUAGUGAUAGAGAGAGUUGCUUGAAAAAAAUAAUAAAAUUAUUAGGAUGAUGUGUUGUUCCAUGUAGCUUUAUAUACCGAGGGUAUUUUUAAUCUUUGGGAAAUGUAUGUGUAAUUAGAUUUUCCAGUGGGCAUUUGUGUAAGUUUUCUAUAACAAAAGUAUGUCUAUAGUGUAGAGCGUUAUAUCUGGUAAAGAAGGUUUAGGAAACGUGUUGCACAUACUGUGUGAGGCAGUUGUGAUAGUGGUUAAUGUUUGAAUUUGAAAAGGAUCAAUAGUGGUCUUUUUGACGCUAGUUAGAUUGUGAAUAUUGUGUCAAGUCACCCUGCCUAAUUCUUUGCUGCUGUAGAUACCAAAUUCUCAAAGCAUGAUCAUGAUCCCAAUGCUUGUGUCAUUAGAACUAUGGCCUAUACGAAAUAAAAAACGAAUUUAAUAAGUUGCAUUUAAUGAGGAAUUUUCCCUGUCUUUCUGUGUAAAUAUUAAAUUGAUUUGAAAACUUGUUAACCUCAAAGAUGAUUGUGAAGCAAAGUGGGGAGUGUUCAUAGAGACAACUUGUGUUUGAAUACAAGAUUAGUUAUAUUGUUGCAUUGGAUAAUGCUGUAUCAGUGAAGCAUAACUGUUUGCUACCUAUAGUUUUAAGAAUAAUGCCAAAUACUAUUUGUUCACCUGUGUUUUGUGUUAUGUUGCCUUUUUCUCAGCUCCUUAAAAUGCUCAAGUUGGGUUAAUCUUUAAUUAUACUCAGGCGUUGGUUUUGGCAACAACAAAGUAAUAGAGUAGAGGAGUGUUUAAUGGAUAAGUUUUUUAUAACUUUGUCAUAUUGAUCGAUUUUCUUUUUUAUUUAUAAUUAUAUUCUUCAGUGAAUUCCCUGUGUGUUUGAAUGUGUUAAUGUGUUUUCUGAAGACCUGAGGUGCUUAAGAAACUUUUAUUACAAUCAUGUGAUUAUUUAUAUACAAAAGUCUUGCAAGGCUGAAUGAAUCAUGAUAGAAAAACUUUUCCAGUACUAAAUCUUCCUUACAGAAACUUCAGAAAUUUUUCAUGACAACCUUCAUUAAUGGCAUUGCAGUUCUGCAAGUUGAGCGUAGGAAGACUGAAGCUCUUGUCUAUCUCAUAAAAGACAACUUAGUGUAGCUAAUGUUUACUACUUAAAAAAUAAGAAAAUACCUGCUCAACGAAAUGCUAAGAUCAGAGAGUAGUAUCAAUGUUGGAUCUUUGUAUCCAAUUUUCCAUUUUCCGGAACCAAGGAUUUGUGUGGAGUAGCAUAGAAUUUGAAUAUAAAAAGUGACCUUCUAGCCAAAAGUUCAAGGCAAAGGUGAAAAUGAGUUAAUUUAUGUCUUUCCCUUAAGCUUACGAUAGACAGAAGAAAGAAGAAGAAAAAACAAUAUUAAAGCUUGUAUAAGUUCAUUUUUUCCACUUUCAAAUAUGAGCAAGUUACUACUGCCAUAAUGAAAAGUGUUCAUUUUUAAUUCUUUCUCGUGGAAGUUUAUACAGGGAGAAAUUUCAUUUACUGUUCACACUGUUAACGAUAAUUGAUAAUUUGUGUUAAUUUAAUAAGUAUUUUUGUUCCUGCUUCAUUUGUUCUUUUAUUUAAAUGAUGUGCUUAGUUAUGUUUUGAACAUUUACUCAUUACCUUUGUAACUCGCCCCUAUUGCAUUUUUUGAACUUGAAUUAUAUUUGUACCUGCGUGAUUCAACCAUCGACUUAGCUUGUAAUAAUUAAUAUAUUUUGCAUAUCCAGUUGUACAAUAUACUCGUUCAUAAUGCAGAUGGUUGUGUAUUUUCACCCAUAAUUUUGUUAUGAUAUUUAAGAACAUGAGGAGAAUUGAUAUCUUUAGGAUAUGUUUGGACCUAUAUGAACCUGUCAAUUAAUAAUAGGUUUGUGGUUUUCAUUAUUUGUAUAUUGUAAAUUAAAGAAUCAAUUGUGGCAUUGUGAUACGCCACAUUCCAAGUCUGCCUUGAAGGUAGUGAUAAACGUGAAGGAGAUUGUUUAUUGUGAAGAGUAGCGUGCAGGGGCACAAAUCUGUAUACGCCCAUUAGUUGUAUUGUUUAUUCUGUUAUCAGUGCCUGUGCCAGAUAAGGAGUAGCAAUAAAAAUAACUAUGUUGAUGAGAU